CACGAGACUCAGGCUGUGAUUGUUGUUCUUUUUACAGUGUCGAUUUUACAUUGCAGCUUCCGAGUCGAAUCGCUCAUUUCUGAAGUGGCGUGUGGUAACGGGAGUGUAUCUAGUUUUAGAUGGAGCUUUAUGUGCAACAGUGUAACGUAAAAAUUGGGGUGCAGCAACGUUUUCAGUGAACGCAUAGCUGAUGUUUAACUACAGCGGGACCAAAUCAAGGAUAGAAUCGGAAACGCAAAAUAAAGUCUUUUGUGACCAAAGGUGGCGUUACAAAAUGGUUUUGGUAGUGAACUAGUUAGUUUUUUUCAAUCCAAAUGAUCGCCGACUAACUGUAAAGUUAUCUUGCUAAUUAUGCUCCUGCCCAUGCACCGAUGAUGGAUUUUAAAAUCGGAAACCUGAGUGUCGACACCUCACAAGCUUUCAAAAGGGGAAGAAAAAGCACCAGUUGGAUCGAUACUAUCGGAAGCAUGGAUAGGUUGGAAGACUGAGAUGCCUUGCUUGGAGUCUUUGUUGCUUACCGUACUCCUCUCCUAGCUAAGUAGCCAACAUUAGUAAUGCUACAGCUAUCUAAUUAGCUAUCUUACCGGUCUACCAUCUCAUCGUGCCUGAAAACAGCAAGAAAAACAGACCUGUACGACCACUCCUGCGAAUCAUUCGGAUGACAGAACAUCCUGUUUACAAGAUACAGGGAAGAGGCUGAGUCGGUCUCAGAUGAGGAAGCGCAGCACUCGAAAGAUCUUCUCCUUCCUGGCGCGAGGCACAGCCAGCUUAGCAACGAAAGAGUGUACUGUAAACAGCAUUUGCAUGUUUGAAGCGAACGCAACGGAUCCCUCGACACCGCGCUGACGAGCUCGCUGAGAUGUGUCUGCCGUCGGAGUGCGGUGGAACGGAGCGGAAGGCGCCAUGUUCGGCGGCAGCGCUCCAUUGACCAUGCCACAGGCUGUGCCCCCGCACGGCUGGGAAGAAUGGUUUACUCCGCUGACGUGCCCCGCGCGGACGCCGCGGAGACCAACGCAACCUUCGACACCUCGGGCGCGAGGCUUCUGAACCUUUCGGACCCGGGUUCCGGAACGUUCCCCACCAUGGCCGCGGCCUCCGCGGGGAACUGCACCUCGGGCUGCGGGGCGGCGGCGUACGCCGCGACGACGGCCCCCAUCCUCCAGGCGGGCGCGGAGGGCGUCGGCCUGCCCCUCCAGGUGUUCUUCCUCAUCGCCAUCAUCGUCAUCCUGCUGGUCUCCCUCCUGGGAAACGCGGUGGUGUGCCUGAUGGUCUACCAGCGGUCGGCCAUGCGCUCGGCCAUCAACAUCCUGCUGGCCAGCCUGGCCUUUGGCGACAUGAUGCUGGCUGUCCUGAACAUGCCCUUCGCGCUGGUCACCGUCAUGACCACGCAUUGGAUCUUCGGGGACGCUUUCUGCCGGGUCUCAGCCAUGUUCUUUUGGCUCUUCGUCAUCGAGGGCGUGGCCAUCCUGCUCAUAAUCAGCAUCGACCGCUUCCUCAUCAUCGUGCAGAAGCAGGACAAACUGAGCCCCUAUAGGGCCAAAGUGCUGAUUGGCGUAUCCUGGGUCCUCUCCCUCUGCUUCUCCUUCCCCCUGGCCGUGGGGCAGCCCCGCCUCCAGAUCCCUUCCAGGGCCCCGCAGUGCGUGUUCGGCCACUCCACCGAGCCCGGGUACCGGGCCUACGUGGUCCUGACGGCGCUGGUCGUCUUCUUCGUCCCUUUCACAGUCAUGCUGUACACCUUCAUGGGCAUCCUGGGCACGGUGCGCCACAACGCCAUCCGCAUCCACAGCCACCCGGACAGCAUCUGCCUGAGCCAGGCCAGCAAGCUGGGCCUGAUGAGCCUGCAGAGGCCCUUCCAGAUGAACAUAGACAUGAGCUUCAAGACGCGUGCCUUCACCACCAUCCUCAUCCUCUUCUCCGUCUUCACCGUGUGCUGGGCGCCCUUCACCGCCUACAGCCUGUUUUCCACCUUCAGCAGCAGCUUCUACCACAGGGCCAGCUUCUUCGAGAUCAGCACCUGGCUCCUCUGGCUAUGCUACCUCAAGUCCGCCCUCAACCCUCUCAUCUACUACUGGCGGAUCAAGAAGUUCCGCGACGCCUGCCUGGACCUGAUGCCCAAGUACUUUAAGUUCCUGCCCCAGCUCCCGGGCCACACCAAGCGGCGAAUUCGUCCCAGCGCCAUCUACGUAUGCGGGGAGCACCGUUCGGUCGUUUGAAUCUCCCAACUGCAAAAAGACACGGUGGUGGUCCAGUUUAAUUUCCCCAAAUUCUUACCACAUGAAUGUGUGUGAAUUCAUAAUAAGUUAUGAUCGUUCUUUUUUAAAAACUUUGUUUCGAGUCGUCUGCGCCCGGUUUACAAAAACGUGUAAAUUAAAUGCUUAUAUGAACGUUUUUUGUUUUUUAAAAAUAGUCACAACAAACUGAAACGUUUGUCCUUGUUAAUAUUUCUAUCCGAACGGUCUGUUUGUGCCUAUGAUUUAGUUCUAUGCCAGUCAGAAUGCUGCUGUAUCUGGUGAAAAUGUGCAAUUUCAGUGUACUGUACUUUUAUCUUGAAUGUAAUAAAGCGUAGACAUUUGUUACAUUGUUA
This is a messenger RNA of Anguilla rostrata (American eel), 2584 nucleotides long. It is a transcript of the gene gpr63, whose product is annotated as G protein-coupled receptor 63. Gene Ontology annotation, biological process: G protein-coupled receptor signaling pathway. Gene Ontology annotation, molecular function: G protein-coupled receptor activity. Gene Ontology annotation, cellular component: membrane. The record is from RefSeq and is a predicted model, not a curated record. The transcript has 4 exons. Lineage: Eukaryota; Metazoa; Chordata; Actinopteri; Anguilliformes; Anguillidae. The coding region runs from base 966 to 2213 and encodes 415 amino acids.